Lampris incognitus (smalleye Pacific opah) is the source of this 5101-nucleotide messenger RNA. RefSeq names its product TUB like protein 4a (gene tulp4a). The record is from RefSeq and is a predicted model, not a curated record. NCBI's taxonomy places the organism in Eukaryota, Metazoa, Chordata, Actinopteri, Lampriformes, Lampridae. Gene Ontology annotation, molecular function: protein binding. The coding region runs from base 1 to 4809 and encodes 1602 amino acids. The transcript has 16 exons.
AUGUUCGCCGCGGUGGAGCAUGGGCCGGUUCUCUGCAGCGACUCCAACAUCCUCUGCCUGUCCUGGAAGGGCCGAGUACCGAAGAGCGAGAAGGAAAAGCCGGUGUGUCGGAAGCGCUACUACGAGGAAGGCUGGCUGGCUACCGGUAACGGGAGAGGGGUUGUCGGGGUCACGUUCACCUCCAGCCACUGCAGACGGGACCGGGCAACCCCGCAGAGGAUUAACUUCAACCUCAGAGGGCACAACAGCGAGGUUGUCCUGGUACGGUGGAACGAGCCCUUCCAGAAACUGGCUACCUGUGAUACGGAUGGAGGGAUCUUUGUUUGGAUCCAGUAUGAGGGUCGGUGGUCUGUGGAGCUGGUCAAUGACCGUGGGGCUCAGGUGAGCGACUUCACGUGGUCUCACGAUGGCACCCAGGCUCUCAUCUCCUACCGUGAUGGCUUUGUCUUAGUGGGUUCAGUCAGCGGGCAGCGACACUGGUCCUCUGAGAUCAACCUGGAGAGCCAGAUCACCUGUGGCAUCUGGACCCCUGAUGACCAGCAGGUGUUAUUUGGUACCGCAGAUGGACAGGUGAUAGUGAUGGAUUGCCAUGGGCGCAUGCUGGCUCACAUUCUGCUGCAUGAAUCGGAUGGCAUUGUCAGCAUGUCCUGGAACUACCCCAGUUUCCUGGUGGAGGACAGCAGUGAAAGCGACACGGACUCUGACGACUACUUACCACCAAAAGUGCACAGCUUGAAACCACUGCUUACAGUCUGCUUCACCUCUGGAGACAUCAGCCUGAUGAACAAUUAUGAUGACCUUUCUCCCACCCUCAUCCGCACUGGACUCAAAGAUGUGGUGGUCCAGUGGUGUUCCCAGGGGGACCUCCUGGCAGUUGCAGGGAUGGAGAGAACACUCCUCCCCCCCGACCCCUCCUGUCCACCUCCAACCAGAAACGCUAUCGUCAAGUUCUAUAACGUCCGCGGAGAACACAUAUACACACUGGACACACCAGCACAGCGUCCAAUCACCACACUGUGCUGGGGCCACCGUGACUCUCGUCUGUUCUUGGCAUGUGGCCCGGCACUGUACGUGGUGCGGGUAGAGCACCGCGUGGCCAGUCUACAGCUACUCUGCCAGCAGGGCAUUGCCACGGCACUGAAGGAGGAAAAGGAUGUGGCCAAGCUCACUAUCCCUUCCCGCCUCUGUUCAUAUGUUACUACUGCCUUCGUUCCCACCAUUAAGCCCCCUAUCCCAGACCCCAACAACAUGCGUGACUUUGUGAGCUACCCGACAGCUGGCAAUGAGCGUCUGCACUGCACCAUGAAGCGCACCGAAGACAACCCUGAGGUGGGUGGGCCCUGCUACACUCUCUACCUGGAGUACCUGGGGGGUCUGGUGCCGAUCCUCAAGGGCCGCCGGAUCAGCAAACUGCGCCCAGAGUUUGUCAUCAUGGAUCCCAAGACAGAUGGGAAAGCAGAUGAAGUAUAUGGCAACAGUCUGAUAUCCUCCAUGAUUGACAGCUGUAACUGCUCAGACUCCAGUGACAUUGAGCUGAGCGAUGACUGGGUGGGCAAAAAAUCUCCAAAGAUAUCAAGGGGCAGCAAAUCUCCCAAACUGCCCAGGAUCAACAUUGAUCCCAGAAAAUCCCCCAAACUGUCUCGUGCUACACAAGAGAUAUCUAGGUCACCACGACUGCCCAUACGGAAGCCCUCCAUUGGUUCACCUAGUCUCACACGGAGAGAAUUCCCUUUAGAUGAUAUCACUCAGCAUAAUUACCUUGCUCAGGUUACAUCCAAUAUUUGGGGAACAAAGUUCAAGAUUGUGGGCCUUGCCACAUUUUUGCCAGCAAAUCUUGGUGCAGUCAUCUAUAAGACAAGCCUCCUUCAUCUGCAGCCCAGACAGAUGACCAUUUACCUGCCGGAGGUGCGUAAGGUCUCCAUGGACUACAUUAACCUACCAGUCUUCAGCCCCAACGUCUUCAGUGAAGAUGAAGAUGACUUGCCUGCCACGGGCCCUGCUGGGGCUGCUGAUGACAAUCCACCCUGUACUGUUAAUAUCCCUAUUGCCCCCAUCCACAGCCCUGCCCAGGCAAUGUCCCCCACCCAAAGUAUAGGUCUAGUCCAAUCACUCCUAGCCAAUCAGAAUGUUCAGCUGGAUGUCCUGUCCAAUCCCACGGCCCCCCCUGCCGGGGCUGCUGCCACACAGUAUACCGUUCCCACCAGGUACUCCAGUCCAGGGCAGGUCAUUUUUGGAGGGCUGGAAAUGGGUCGCCUUAUGGUGGGACCUCCACCCUCUCAUCACCCACAGCAACUACAGCAUCAUCAGCAGCAGCAAGGAAUGGGAGGAGAGCAUGAGCACCUGCUGAAAAUCAAGCCCAUCAGGUCGGUGCCCCAGCUUGCUGAGGGGGACACGGUGGUGUUCAGUGCCCCUCUAGAACUUAGCAAGAUGAACCCCCCACCCCCUUACCCAGGGACCGUGGCAGCUGCUGUGGCUGCCGCAGCCGCUGCUACUGCCUCUGCCUCAACUCCGGCUUCUUCUGUUGUCUCCAACCCUACACCCGGAGCGGCUGGAGGAGCAGGGGUCACUCCUCCAACAGGUGAGCUGUGCCUGAAGAAGGGAGAGUUCCCACUUUAUUCUUCAGGCCAGCAGGCAACACAGUACCCCACGCCACUGGGCUAUGAGAGGAUAACCACCUUUGACAGCAGUGGAAAUGUUGAGGAGGUAUGUCGUCCUCGAACACGCCUCAUCUGCAAUCAAAACGUUUACACCCUCCAGGGUCCUGGUAGCUCCGCCACUCUCAGGGUCACCUCUUCAUCGUCUUCUUCCUCAACAGACAUGAAGAAGGUUCAACUGCCCUAUGCCUCUGCCACUCUCAACAGACUCACUGUGCCACGUUACUCUAUUCCCAGCGGAGACCCACCCCCCUACCCUGACCCAGCCAAUCAGACCAAUACUGUUGGCAGGAACCCGGGACAGAGGCUUGAUAGCAAUCUGAUCCAUGCCACUCUCAGGAGGAACAGCCGUGAGGCUGCUCUCAAAGUCUCCCAGAUGCUGGAACCACCCAGACCCUUGCCUCCUAAGGCCAAAAACAGCGGUGUUCUAGCAGCCUCAUACCAACAGAGGGUGCCAGCAGCCUUGUAUACCUGCAGUCAAUGUAGUAGUGCAUCCAACAUCGGGGGCACUGCCCCAGGGAGCACUAAUGGAAUUGCAGUGAUUGUCCAUUCCAAUAGUGCUACUCCCCUGGCUUCCCAGUCCUCUUACAAUCUGCUUAGCUCCCUCGAUGGAUCGGGGCCAGGGGGUACAGGAAAUGUAGGCGGCAGAGACAGAAAUGACUACGUCAACUCAGCGUUUGCUGAGGAUGAGUCACUAAACCAGUCCCUGAGACAUUUAGCACUGGGUGGGCCUGACGUAUCGGGACUAGUUGUUAAACGCCCUCCUCCAUAUCAGUGGGACCCAGCUGGCACAGAAGAGGUUUGGGUUCCUCAGGAACGGACAGCAACCCUGACCCACAGUGGACCCCCUGGGCCGCACAAACCACCCACUCUCAUCCUCAGCCCAGCUCAGCAUUUAGAUGUGUCCCGGCUGCCUUUUGUCCUCUCUCCAAAGUCCCCCACCAGCCCCAAUGCAGCAUCAUUCCAAGCCGUAGCAGCAGCUGCAGGUUACCAGAUCUCUCUUCAGUACCCUACUGGCGCCACUUACUCGGGGCCCCAGCUCCAGCCUAUUUCAGGUUCACCCCGUCCCUGUUCCUCCCCUAAAGAAAUGGUGGCGCCAGUGCCCUUCUCACAGCAGGAUGCAACCAUGGUCCUACCACCUGGUUACCCUGCAAACCUGGCUAACCUGGCCUGCUGCCCUCUCCCGCCCAUGUAUCCGGGAGGAAGCUCGUGCGCCAGCCUCCCCAUCCCACCCAUUGCCCUCCACACUCCUUGGGGCACCUACAACGCUUGCCCGCCCAUGCCCAACUCUGCAGUUCCAUUACCUCCUAAAGCCUCUCACAUGGCAGCAGACAAAAACGUUCUCUCUCCCCCUCCCCCUCCCCCACCACCCCCUCCUCCCCUGCCACCUGCAGAGCUGCAGGGUCACAGGGGCUCAGCAGAGGCCAUGGCAGAAGCUGGGGAGGGUUUUCAGGAGGUUCUCUCCCUCACUGAGAGCCCUUUGCCUCAGCGCUCUGAGAAGUUCAGCAAAAAGAAUCGCAAGCGGGCAGAUGGCCGGGCGGAGGAGGCUAAUGUACCGCCCCUCGCUGAGGGGGGUAAGUCCAAGAAAGAGGGGCGAGCACUGGGUGACUUCAAUUCACUCAUCUCCAGUCCCCGGCUGGGUGGUCGGGACAAGAAAAAGCUGAAGGGACAGAAAGAGCAGCAUAUGAAAGCUAAGAAGCUGAGCAAGGCCCCCACCACUAACGAGUUCCAGGACAGCUCAGAGAGUGAGCCGGAGCUCUUCAUCAGCGGGGAUGAGCUACUAAACCAGUGCCAGAGUGGUAAGAAGGGCUGGAAGAGCAAGAGGAGCCUUCGAGCUGCUAGUGAGCUGGACGAGAUCAAGUGUCGAAAGGCGAACGAGAAGGAGGACCGUGGUCUGGGCAGCCAGGGCUUUGUUUAUGUCAUGGCCAACAAGCAGCCACUGUGGAAUGAAGCCACACAGGUGUACCAGCUGGACUUUGGUGGGCGUGUCACACAGGAGUCCGCGAAGAACUUUCAGAUUGAACUAGAAGGAAGACAGGUAAUGCAGUUUGGCAGGAUUGAUGGCAACGCCUACAUCUUGGACUUUCAGUAUCCCUUUUCUGCUGUGCAAGCCUUCGCAGUGGCUUUGGCCAACGUCACUCAACGCCUCAAAUGAGAUGUGCUGCCACCUCCUAUUCUGAAUUCUGUGUGGGAUGUGAAUAAAAAUCUGCUGAAGGGACACGGUUGUUGCUUUUGAAGUCCCAAAACUUUCAUUUUGGAAAAGAGAUUGAUAUCUUCCCCGGCCUUCACAGAAAGGAAGAUUCAGUCACACUGACUACACAAUGCUGCCACAAGAGUUGGUGCAAUAAGCAUUGGCUGUAGCUGCCGAGGUUGUCUCCAGAUUUACCCUUUUUGGCAAUCUGUGGCUCCUUGCAAUACCUACAGGGCCAAAAGAACUGAGCUUUUGG